UUAAUACAGUGGCGGUAGAAGCGUAUCCGGCUCUCUGCAUCUUCGGUCUGCAGUUGGAGCACGUAAACUGAAAGAAGUGAAGUUUUGCAGUAUGAAACCGCCGGCUUUUGGCUUAGCUACUGUGUUCCUGCUCAUUCUGCAGUUCUCUACAAGAGUGAAAAGCUCUAUGGUAUGCUUUGCGUGUGGACAGCAAGCCAAUAUCAUUAUCAAUAGCCGAUGUGGGGAUCCAUUCAUAAGCGACACCAACGGCACGAACGCACGCAGCAUUCAGAUCUUACACUGCGACAAUGGAUGUUCAAAGUUUAAGGCAGAGAUAGACGGCCGUCAGCUAGUAAUGAGAGGUUGUGCUUUAACUGGUGUACAAAAGGAACACUGUCGAGAACUGAGACACCAUGGUGUGCUAGGCGAGAUGUGUCAGUGCAGCUCAGACAGAUGCAACACAGCAACCAGUGGAUUUUUCUCUGUCGUUUUUGUUUUUUAUCUGCAGUGCGCCAUAGUUAGUUUAAUAGGCGUCAGUGGGAUGUUCCCUAUAUUAGGGCAGUGACAGUCUCACCUUGUGACAAUCUUAUGCCACUUGUUCUUCGUGAAUAUCAAUGAGCACGCUGUGUAAUACAGAGGGGGUGCAAGCACAUCCCACUCUCUACAUCUCUGGUAUGAACAGUACUAAAACUGUACAGAAUUCUUAAGGGGGGUCACAUUGUGGAACGUUGCAUGUACAUGUGUGCCUUUCCUUUGCGCUUAUUCUUGGGGUGACUUUGCCUGAGAUAUACUCACUCAUGCCAGCGGUGUUGUCUCUCAAGCUACCGUGGAUGCACAAGAAAAAAAGUCACCAUUUUGUCCCUGGUCCGUGCUUAUGGACACACAGUCUAACUGACGAUGCAGUGCCAAGGGAAAUGAUUGCGAUAUUUGGCUGAUACGCCAAACUAGGUUCAUGCUUUACUACAUAAAUCGUAAGUCCUCACACAAGUACAUGUAACAUCUUUGUCUUUACAACGCUUUUGAUAAUACAAAGGCUUAAUAACAAAUCAUCUAUUUUUUCUUCAAUUUUUUAGUCGAUGCCUAAGAUUUAAAUUUAAACUUAAAUUAAGGUACGCCGUGUUGGGUUUUAUGCCACGUGGAAAAUUACCUUAAAUGGGUUAGCUUCUUAUUUCUUUGCUUCCUGUGUUGAAUAAACAUAUU
This is a messenger RNA of Lingula anatina, 1179 nucleotides long. RefSeq lists its product as uncharacterized. The record is from RefSeq and is a predicted model, not a curated record. Lineage: Eukaryota; Metazoa; Brachiopoda; Lingulata; Lingulida; Lingulidae. Gene Ontology annotation, biological process: positive regulation of voltage-gated potassium channel activity; regulation of synaptic transmission, cholinergic; sleep.